Rhododendron vialii is the source of this 2480-nucleotide messenger RNA. RefSeq lists its product as uncharacterized. NCBI's taxonomy places the organism in Eukaryota, Viridiplantae, Streptophyta, Magnoliopsida, Ericales, Ericaceae. Gene Ontology annotation, biological process: protein phosphorylation. Gene Ontology annotation, molecular function: protein serine/threonine kinase activity; ATP binding. The transcript has 13 exons. The coding region runs from base 571 to 2235 and encodes 554 amino acids. The record is from RefSeq and is a predicted model, not a curated record.
UGCAAUGGAGGGAAAAAGGCUGGAGAAAAAAUGGCGGGUGGAGGGAAAAAAUAGGGUGUAGCAGUGGAGGGAAGAAAUGGAGGGAAGGUGAAAUGAGAGAAGAUGAAACGUUGAUGCAAUUUUGCUAAAUUAGGAGGGGUAAAAUUGGAAACAUAAAAAUUUGAACUUCUGCCAGCAUCUUUUCUCACGGAAUCUCACCAAUAUUGGUGAGAAACAAAAUUGGGGUUUUAAGGGGUUCCUCAUUCUCACCCUUCCCCUCCUUCUCUCACCAUUUCUCACCCUUUUGGCUAUCCAAACAAGGUAGAGAGUACCAAUUCCAUCAAUUUCUUUUCUUCUCUCUCGAUCCCCUCCAUCCAAACGACCUGUAAAUUUCUAAUCGAUCAGAAAAACCACCCCUAAACCCUAAUCUUAAAUCGACUAAAGCUCAGAAGCUCCGGCAACGAUCGGAGGCUCCGGCGACGAUCAGAACAGGUUUUGAAAUUUGGGACUGGAAAUUUUUCCUGUCACAGCAAGGGGAGGAAGAGUAGGUUGGGAAAACCACACGCGAGGAGCUUCGUUGAUAGAAUAGCUAUGUCGAUUGAUGGAGAAAAAGAAAAAAAAGUGGUUGUAGUGGAUGGAGUUGAGGAUGAAGAAGAAGAAGAAGAAGAGGAUGAGCUUUCAUGGUCUUCUGACUCUGAAAUUGGAGACGCUCUUGACUACUUGGACUCUAAGGAUGAUGAUGAAGCUGUUGAAGGAGCUUUUACACUCCAAGCCAGGCGUCCCAAUGCUCAUGGGGGGGUUCAUUCUCGCCCCAAUACAUCUUCGCUUCAACCUCUCUCAAACCGGAACCAGAAGUUCUCCCAUCAUAUAAGAGCUUCACCUUUAGAGGAAUGGGAAGGGAGGCUGAAUGUUGGCAUGUCAAAUUCUGUCACAACUGCAAUUCGUGGAAGUGUUCGAGAGAUGGCCAUCGGUAAAACCAAAACUACAGAGAAAGCAGAUCGUGCUACUGUCGAGCAGGCAAUUGAUCCUCGAACUCGAAUGGUCUUGUUCAAAAUGUUAAAUCGUGGACUAUUCCAUGAUAUAAAUGGCUGCAUUUCAACGGGGAAAGAAGCAAACGUAUAUCAUGCUACAAAGUCUAAUGGUCAGGAACUGGCAAUCAAAGUGUACAAAACCUCUAUUCUUGUAUUCAAGGACAGAGACCGGUACGUACAAGGCGAUUACCGUUUCAGACAUGGUUACUGCAAGCACAAUCCCCGGAAGAUGGUCAAGACAUGGGCUGAGAAAGAAAUGAGAAAUCUUAUUAGGCUAAAGGCAGCAGGAAUUAGGUGCCCUGCUCCUCUUCUAUUGAGGCUUCAUGUUCUGGUCAUGGAGUUCAUAGGGAAGGCAGGUUGGGCAGCACCUCGACUUAAAGAUGCUGCUUUAUCUCUUGACAAGUUACGUGAAGGUUAUGUAGAGAUCAUUAUGGCAAUGCGAACGCUAUAUCAGAAGUGCAAGCUAGUGCAUGGAGACUUGAGCGAGUAUAACAUACUCUAUUCUGAGGGUCAUUUGUAUAUUAUUGAUGUUUCUCAAUCAGUUGACCUUGACCAUCCUCAUGCUCUUGAUUUUCUUCGUGAGGAUUGUGUUCAUGUUUCUGAUUUCUUUAGAAAACAUGGUGUAGCUGUGAUGACAAUACGGGAAUUGUUUGAUUUCAUUGUUGAUACUUCUAUAACUGAUGACUCCCUGGACAGUUAUUUGGAAGAGGUUCAACAAAAGAUUUUGGCAAGAGGAGAUGUGAUUUCACAUGAAGAUGAAAUUGCAGACUCUGUGUUUGUGCAGUCAUAUAUUCCAAAAACGCUGGAUAGCGUGAAGAAUGUUGAGGCGGAUAUAGAUCGGAUUACUAGUGGGAAGGAUACUGGCGAUCUAUACUAUCAGACUAUUACAGGACUCAAACAUGCUCUUUCAAUGGCUCAACCUUCACUCGAAAAAGAACACCAGCAGGAAGAGGGUGACAUAAAACAAGAUUCUAACUUGCAUGAUACUGAAACGGAGACUGGAACAGACGACGACGACGACGAAGAUGAUGAAACCUCAAUCGAUUCGGAAGGGAAGGAAUCUGGACACGAAAAUGAGACACUGGAUCCUGUUGAUAGAAAAGCUGCUAGGAAAGAGAACAAGAAGAAAGUGAAAGAAGAGAAGAGGGAAGCUCGAAAGACUAAAGUGCCCAAGGCUGUGAAGAAAAAGAAGAAAAAGUUGGCGAAAGCGAAAAAGAAUAGGUAAGCUACAAAGAUGUCUAGGAACAAAAGUUUUGCACGAAGCAUACAAGAAUCUCAUCAGAAGUUUUUCCUCUUGCUGUAGAAAGCCUUUAUUUAUACUGGAAAUGUAGGGGAAUUUUCAGUUUUGAGUCUUUUGGCUAGCCAGGCAACUGCUUCGUUUGAUUUAUUUUUUCUUUCGUUUUCACUGUAAUUUAUGGAACAAUAUCUUGGCUUCUUUCAAUUUGGUCAUAUAUAUCAGUUUUGUUUGAC